AUGAGGGACAUGAAGCUCUGGCUGGUGCUUUUACUCGGCACCUGCACCUUCGCUCAACAAGAUGCUGGAGACGCUGAGGAAAAUCCCACAUGCUACUUGGCCAGAAGAUACAAGAACUUCAGAAGAUAUGUGUAUCAGUAUGAAGCAGAGACCCAAAACAGUGUGAAUACACCAUCGUCCCUCAGGAGUGGCCCUAGAAUCACCUGUAAGGUUGAGAUUGAUGUGCCUCGAGCAUGUAGUUUUGUGCUGAGCGUGAGUGAGUGCUCCUUGAGUGAAGUGGUGGACAUAGACACUGAAGGCUUCCCUGUUUAUGGCCCGGCGGCUGAGACCCAGGCUUUUCAGGCUGCCAUGGAGAAAAACACUCUUAAAGUCAUGGUUGAGGGUGAGAAUGGCGUAAAACUAUUUCCCGAGGAAGACGAGACCAUUAACAUCUUAAACAUCAAGAGAGGCAUCGUCUCUGCUUUAUUGGUGCCUGGCAUGGAGAUGGAGAAGAACAAAAACAUGGCUACUGUCCACGGCACUUGUGUUACUGACUUCCGGGUUAACAAUAGAGAGGACAUUGCCACUGAUGUCACUAUUACCAGGGAUUUGUCAGGCUGUGAUGGCUUCAGUUCCCAGAGGGAUUAUGGCAGCCCCGUAGCUCUGAUCUCUGGCAUGCACUAUCCUCUGUCCAAACUGAUUAGCAGCACCCAGAUCUGCAACUAUCAGUUUGACAAUCAGAAAAAGCAUAUGACCCUCGCGACCUGCACUGAGAAGCAUGUCUACCUGCCCUUUUCUCACCGGAACGAGAAUGGAAUCUCCUCUAUUGUCAAGCAGGUCCUCACUCUGCACGGGACCAACAAGAUCAACGACAGAGUGUUUCACUACAACGAAGCCAACCUGAAGAACCUCCCUAUGGAAGCCACAGAGGAAAAGGCCCCUGUCCAAAGUACCGAUGCUGUGCUCGCUGUUUUCAAGGAACUACAAGCCAUGCAUCAAAAUCAGCAGGGCCACCAGAGGGCUAGCACCUUCUACAAAUUGGUCAGUGAACUCCGCAGCUUGGAGUCUGAUGUCCUCAAACAAGCCGUCACUCAGAUGGUGGAGGAGGACCAGUUCCUGACCUGGCAGGGCCUGAUCCAGUGUGGUACUCCGGAGUGCAGCAGCGCCAUGCUCCAGAUCCUCAGGGGCUUUUCCUCCGAAACCAUUGAGAUAGAUGCCGCCAUCUAUGCUCUGGCAAUGGUCCACAGGCCCUCUGACCUCCUUGUGAGGGACAUUCUUGAGAUGGCCAGGAACAAGCAGAGUAAGCCCAUCAUGUUUGCUCUGAGCAAUGUGGUUAGAAAGCACUUCCAGCAGACAAACAGCAAAGUCACCCCUGCGAUUACAGCGGUGUAUAAUUAUACAUCUUCUAUCCUGGGCCCUGACUGUGCUGGAGACAAGGAACUGACCUACUUGACCCUGAGGGUUGUUGGAAACAUGGGAAAAGCCAUGGAAGCUGCAAACCCAAACAUUAAGAGCAUCCUGCUGAAGUGCAUGAGACAGCCUGCCACCACUCUGUCUGUUCAAAUAGCUGCCAUUCAAGCUUUAAGAUACAUGUCUGUCACUGAUGAGGUCCGUCUCAACAUCCAAAGGGUUGCACAGUACAGUAAGGGUGCUGUGCAAAAGAGACUCGCUGCUUACCUCCUCCUGAUGAGAAACCCUGAGGUUAGCGAUCUUGAGCUUGUUAAGAAGAUCUUGAAGCAAGAACAGAACAUGCAAGUCAGAUCCUUUGUUUCAUCUCACAUCUACAACAUUGUUCAGUCCAAGGAUCAGGAGAUCCAAAAGUUGGCUGAGAAAAUUAUCAAAGUAAUGCAGGGCAAUGAGGUGAUUCUUCCCUCAGGCUACACUAAACUUUCCCGUAAUUACAAGGUGGAGGCUUACAUGCCAAAACUUACAGGAAUGGGCACCAACAUGCAAGGAAACAUCAUUUUUGAUCCCAGCAGUCAGCUGCCCAAAGAGGUUAUGCUUGAGACAACUUUGAAAGUUUUUGGAUACAGCUUUGACGUUUGGGAGUUUGGUAUGGAAGGCAAAGGAUUCGAUCCAUCCAUCGAGGCUAUCUUUGGAAAGAAUGGCUUUUUCCCUGAUACCAUCUCCAAAGCAAUGUACUGGGUUGGGGACAAGAUGCCAAACCAGCUGAAUGAAGUUCUGCAGCAGUGGAUGGAGCCCCUGAGAACAAAUAAAACCAAGAGCCAGGUUUCUGAGGACAUCUUAAAAGAAAUUGUGCACAAUUUUAACAAGCUUGUCAAGAACCUGAGAGAUCAGGAAUCCCCAGAAGCAAUGGCCUAUCUCAGGAUCAUGGGAACUGAGCUUGGGUAUAUAAAGGGCAAUGGUGAUCUGUCUGCUUUUGCCAACAGGAUGGUCACAUACUAUAAUAGCAUCAAGCUCGCACCCUCCAAGAUUAUGAUGGCGCUGAUGUCUGGCAAACAAAACAUAUUUGCCCACUACAUUUUCAUGGACAACCAGUUCCACCUGCCCACUGCUUCUGGCCUCCCUCUCAGGUUCACACUGUCUGGAACUUUUACGCCUGGUCUUAAGGGAGGCUUGCAUAUGGAACAAAACAUGCGGGAGCUGACCUUCUCACCCUCCAUGGGGGUUGAGUUUGUGACUCGUAUGGGUGUCUAUGUACCCAAAUUUGUUGCCUCUGCUGUGGAGAUGCACACCGACUUCUACCACGAGAGCUCCCUCAAUGCUAAAAUCUCUAUGGCUCAUGGCCACAUCAAGCUGACCAUACCUGCACCUAAAGGUACCACUCAGCUUCUCAGAGCAAGUAACCGGCUGCUAGUGCUGAGCUCCCAGAAGAGCACUCUGCUGCCCGCCGUAGGAAAUAAGACAGAUGCAGUGAAGUGCAGCCCUCUUUUCACUGGUGUCAAAUACUGCACAACUGUCCGCUACACCACUGCACAUUCAAAUGAAGCUGCUCCCUACUUCCCUCUGAAUGGAGAGACUAAGUUCGCAGUCGACAUCCGUCCCACCGAUGAAGUUACUGAGUAUACGGCUACUUUCAGCUAUGAGCUCUUAAAUGAGGGAAAAGAUGGCCGCCAGAAGUCUGAUUCUCUCAAAAUGAUCCUGAAAAGUGACGGUCCUAACCCUGUUGAGGCCACAGCUACUAUUAAAUACAACAGGAAUAAAAAUGUCCUCACCACAAGCGUCGACAUCCCUAAUUACGAUGUAGAGGCUGGGAUAAGAGUUGGAAUCACCGAUAGCAGUGCUAAAGGAAAGAAACUCACAAUUGACAUCUCCAACAAGAACAUUCCUCAGGUGUCUCUGGUAGGACGUGCUAGGCUUGAGGAAAUGAAGAACGGCCUACUGCAGGCCCAGGUGAUUGUUCCUUCACUGAAGACUGAGGCAGCUCUCACUGCCACCAUGAGGCGCGCUGAGGAUCUCACCUUGGAGCUCAAGAGUAACAUCACAGUCCUAGAAACCAGCUCUAUCCAGAACAUAAUCUUCAAAUAUGCUGAUGAUGAGAUGGAGGUCCAGCUGAAGUCUGACAUGGACUCAAAAAUCCAGAACCUCAUGCCGAACACACAGCAUCUCCAGAGCACACUGCAGUGGCAUUUUCAGGAAAUUAUGCAUCAGAGAAUUGCCCAGACUGAUAUGAAUCUACAUCACAUUUACUCAAAAGCUAUUGAGGCUAGUCGGAUUUGGAUGGACAAGAUGUCUGCUGAUGUUCCCUUCAUUCAGACAGUAAAGAACAACAUGCCAGAGCUGGUUAUGCCUGCUCUGCCUGAAAAACUGUACCUGAACGCAGAGAGCACACUCAAAUACCAGUUCAACAAGGACCAUAUCACUACCACGAUUUCCUUGCCUCUGAGUGGAACGACAUCUGAAGACCUGAGAAUCCCUCAUGCAAUGGCCACCCCAGGCCUGUCCAUGCCACAGAUUGGUCUGACAGUACCCUCCAAACAGUUCAGGCUGCCUAGGUUCUCCAUUCCUUCCAGUUAUGACUUUACAUUGCCACUUCUUGGAAUGGCACAUGUGUCUGCCAAGAUCAGUACCAACUUCUACAACUUUGAGGCCAUGAUCUCUGGUGGUAACAACACUGCUGAGGGACCAAGUUACAUUGCCAACUACAAGUUCAUUGCUAACAGUCCCAUGGAAAUAUUGUCCUAUCGAGUUGAAGGAACUGCCCAUAUCGCUGACGUCCCUGAGGAUGCCUUAAAGAUCACUAUUAAUUCUUCCUUAAGCCACAAGCUCAUUGAUGCACAUUUUAGCUUGAUAGACUCAGUCACUGUUAUGAGAGAUGCAGUAAAGGGUAUUGGCAAUUACAAAAUGCAAGUCUUCAGCCCUCUUGGUAUGGACUUGUCGAUGGUGUAUACUUCACAGAUUACUCUAUCUUCUGACAUCACUGGAGAAGGCAAUGUGGAAGGAUAUCUGACAGUAGGCCCAGUGUCUGCUAGCACCAGCCUCACACAGUCCUUUGUCCUGCAGCCCAGCAUCAGAGUAGCAAGGGCAGAGUCUUUAUUUAGAGUAGGUUCGUCUAUUGUUCAAAUCCGCAAUAAGAUAAAGGCUGCAGUUACCAAUGAAGAGCUGUCAUUUGAAUCCAACACCAACAUCAACAAUGAUCCACUCAAGCAUACAACAAAGUUUAACAUUGAUUUCAAGAAGGCCCAUUUUACCUUCAAGUCAGAUUCUGUAACCAAAGCAGACAAACGCAUGGUUCGCAACCAAGUAGACUUUUCUGCCACCAUGGAGGAAGCAAGCAUCAGGAUCGAAUCGCAGGUUGAUCACAGUACAAAUCAUGCCUAUUCUCUGAUUGCUGGAACACUGAACACCAGGCAACUGGAACUCAAUGCAGAUGUUACCAUCAACUUUAAUACCAUGCAUGGCUCCCACAAAGGCACUCUGUCCCUUACCAAGGAUGGUCUCACCACAAGCUGUACCACAAUUGCACAAGUCAGCCCAGUUACUCUUGAGAAUGUUUUUCAUGGUGACAUUGGUACAUCUGGUGCAUCACUGUCUCUAACCACACAGGCCACAAUGCAGGAACACAAUGCUGAGCUCAAGGUUGAAGGCAGAUUGACAGGCUAUGAGCUAUACCUGAACAGCAUGUACAUAGGUGAUGUCUUCAAUUCCAGUGUAAAGAAUACAGUAACUUUCAUGUUGACCGACGAAGACCUGAACUUCUCUAAUAAUUUGAUUGCAUCUCUUCAGGACAUCAAGUUAGAAAAUGCCCACUCUCUGACUCUUUCUGCCAGCGCUCUGGCUAUUCACUCUGAAGCUGAUAACUUCUUGAAUAAUAACAAUUUCUACAAACACAAGAUUGCAGUUGAUGUUUCCAGCUUUACUGCAUCUAUGCAAGUUAACAGUGACUUGAAAAUUCUUGGAGCGAACCUUAUCAAUGAUGCACAGGUCAAGGCAGAGCCUCACAAAAUCGAUUUAACUGGAACUCUGAAGGGAGCCUUUGCUGAAGAGGAACUGAGACACAUUUAUGAGAUCAGCUAUGCUGACCUAGCAGUCACAACAAAAUGCAGCACCACCGGAAAACUUCUGGGCACUCAUAUGUCUCAAACCUUUGAGGCUGAGAUUGUAGGAUUGUCCUUGAAGCUUAACAAUGAAUUUGAUUUAAAAUCCCCUUCACUCUAUCCUGUAAGCAACAUCUUGGCUGUGGCUGAGCCUUUCCUUUUCUCUGACGGGGAUCUGGAUCUGUACAGAAAGCACAGUGGACAGAUGAAAGGAAAGCUUCUUGUGAGUGUACAGCCUCUGUCUUUCUCUCUUGAGCAUGAAUGUAAGGCCUCAACCUUUCACCAACUUGGCAAUGGCAACUCUAUUGAAAACAACUUCCAGAAUGAGAUUACUGGGGCUGUGGCUCUUGAGAGACAAAGUUUUAAUGUCAAGAUGCGAUCCAAGCUCGAUGAACAUGCCUUUGACCAAGUCCUGGAAUUCUACAACACACCUGAGAAUCUUGGGUUUGAAUUAAGAGGCACAGUGCUCACUAACCUUUUGAAUAAAGUUAAUAAAGACCCAGAAGAAUUUUCCAUUUCUGGGGCUUUACAAUAUGAGAAGAACAGUGAGAGCCAUUUCAUUUCAUUGCCCUUCACUGAGAACUUGCCUAAACUCAGAGAGCAAAUCAAAACUUCAUUGUAUUCUCUGAAGGACCAGUGCAUCAAACUGCUUCAGGACAGUGAUGGUAAAUAUAACAUUGGAGCUAAUAUUAGAUCUGGAGCAAGUGAGCUUAAACAGAUAUUUGAAAGCUUUGAUGUAAAUGUGUUUUUUGAGGAUGUAGAGAAUUCCAUACAUUCCAUUGAAGUGGAAAAGUAUGUAAAAAAGCUCUCUACUGUCAUCUACUCUCAAGAAAUCACAAAACGUUUUAUAUUCAUUAGAGAAAUGAUUGUAACCAUGGCCAAGAAGAAUUACAUCAGCAGUAGGAUUAACGAAAUCUACGCUAAAGUUGAAGAAAUUGUGGCAGAGUAUGAAAUCGAACCCUUGGUGGAGACAAGUGUGGAUAAUGCUGUGGAGCUUAUGAAAAAAUAUAACUUAAAAGAAACAAUGCAGCUGCCUAUUAGCCAUCUGAAAUCAGUUAACAUCAAACCUCUGUUUGACCAGUGUUUCAGGCAUGUGAACGAAGUCACCCAACAACUUGACUCACUGGACUUCAGACAUAUGACUGAUAAACUGAGUGACUAUGUAGACAGAGUCCUUCAGAAAGUUAAAUCUUUUGACACCUUUGCUGAUGAAGCAAGAGAGAAAGUCCUUGAAAUGACCAGGGUUCCCUGCUUUGGAAAGCUCUAUAGUGAAUUUGAGAUCAACUCACCAAACCACAAAAUGAAGACCACUGCUCGUCUGGAGAACUCUACGAACUCUGAGACAUCACAGUUCAUAGCCAUUCUGAACUCUCAGUUUCACACUCCCAUCGGCCCUUUGGCUUACUCUUUUAAUUCAGCUGCUCAGUUAGUUGUGCCUAAAAUUAGACAUAUUUCUCUCCUUGCAACAGUGAGUGUCCAUCACAUGGCUUUCUCCCUUGACCAUCAGGGAUCACUGGCCAUCCAUGACACAUCAUCUCAGGCUUCCUCUAAGACCACAGUCAAGGCAACCACUGAGCUGUAUACUGCUGAGCUUGUGAACAGUGUAUCGUUUGCUCUAAAGAGUGGAUUUUCUGGAACUAUGGACACGUCCUACGAGCAUAACCUAACUAUGCCACUGGCUAACAUCUUCAGUGAGGCUGCUGUGACUCAGAAAUCUACUGUCCAGAUGACAGCUGACAUUAUCACUCUGGCCCUUGCAAAUGAAGGAAGAGGAAAAUGCUCUCUCUUUGACUAUUUACAUGAAGGAACUCACAAGAGUGACAUGGAGUUUGUGAUGGACAUACAGUCAACCAAACUCAUGUUCAGUGGUGAUACUGAUAGCAAUCUUUUAAAGAUGAAGCAGAAUGUAAAUAUUGAGUCUGGUUAUUAUAGAUACUUAACCAUUACUGCCCAUAUUCAGACAGACACUCCCUUCCUAAAGAGAAGUGUGGCUGUUAUGAAAGGGCAGAUUCAAAUACAGGAUCCUAAAAUUGAACUGAUUGUCUCACACAAUGCUGAAUUGUUUGGUAAACUCGAUGGUAUUAUGUCCAACUCACUUAGCUUCAAGGCUAUGCCUUUUGAGAUUGCUUUUGACACCAAGAACAAGAACAACAUAAAGCUGGUUCUUCCUUUGAAGUUGUAUGGAAUAGCUGAUCUUCAGAAUGACUUGACAUUUACCCUAAACCCUACAGUUCAGCAGGCUAGCUGGACAGGUCUUGCAAGGUUCAAUCAAUACAAGUACUCCCAUUACAUCAACAUGGCUAAUGUUGAGAAAGAAAUUCAAGUCACUGCCUCAGUAAAUGGUGAGGCCAAUCUUGACAUGUUAACAAUGCCCAUUGAAAUCCCUGAAUUGACUGUGCCCUUCAUCAGUUUAAAGACACCACCCAUACAUGGCAUUUCACUGUGGGAAGACACAGGUCUGAGGAAAAUAUUGAUCUCACCUCAUCAGCUCUUUGAUAUGGAUAUAAAAUGGAAGUAUGUAAAGAGCCCUAAAGUGGUUGCUCUUGAUAUAAACAUGGAGCAGUUGUUUAAUGCUGUCAAUAGGAACGCCAGAGUGCUUCGCAAAAAUCUGCUGAUAGCAGCUGAAACCCUUUCCACCACCUUUAAUCAUUCCAGGGCUUUGAGUCAGUUGACCCUGCCAAAGAUCACUCUUCCUAAGAUACCGAAGACCAUCAGGAUUCCUGCCAUGGGUGACCUGAUCUAUGAGUUUUCUGUAAAAACCACUAUAAUAACCCUGAAUACCAAAGUUUCCAUCUUGAAUCAAGAUGAUAUUGUGACACAGUUUGAAGCUCAAUCUACCUCAGAGUUUGAUGUUUUCAGUGCCAAACUCACUGGCGCCUCCAUGUUCAACAGGGAUCGAAUGAAACUGACCACAACGAUGUCUCUGGUACAUAUGCAUGUUGAGUGCAUUCACAAUGGUCUUCUUGUCCUGAGCACAGAUGCCUUUGAAGCAUCUAUUGGAAAUGUUGCUAAAGUUAAAUUGCCAAAUGUGAAUGUAGACCUUUACCAGGAAAUAACUGGAACCGUUGAGGAGGGCAUUUCCAUUUCUGCUUCCACGUCAUCAGCUGGACUAAUUGGUCUACAGCUGAAAAGUAAAAGCCCCUCAUAUAUUGUUGGAAGAGUCUACAGUAGAUAUCCGUCUGAUUUCCAGAAUGAUGUGGACGUCCUGAAAGUUACAAUAACGCUUGUGGAUACAGAGAAACUGAACUUUCAGACUCAGUGGAAUAUGGAGGUUCCCAGCGAGAUGCUUCAUGAGCUUAAGGAGCGAAUGCCUGCUGUUAUAUAUUCACUUGAUCCAACAAACCACAUCGAUGCGAUUUCCACUGAACUUGAUAAAGUGUACAGCAGAGUUGAGAGUACGAUUGCCCACAUUAAGGAUGAAGGCAAGAUUAUGUACAGGAGAGCAGCUGAAAACAUUGUCUCCUCUGACCUGAUUCACAGCAGCAACAAAUUAUCUGACAAAAUCUUAAGUAUCCUCAGAGCACAUCAAAGAAACAUUCAGGUAUGGUUGGAUGCAGCCAUCUCUUUUUUGAGAGAUACACAAUUCCAGCUCCCUGGUUACUCAGAAAAGCUUUCUGGACUCGAGUUAUGCAAUAAAAUAACUGUUUUCAUUGCUAAUGUAAUUGAGGUUGCUAUAACAAGGGUUCCAGAGGCCCUGGCCACCUAUACAGAGUCUGUCACAGACAAUUUCAGAACUAUGGAGUUCACAGUUCCAGGAACAAACCAUUUGAUCAGUGGCAGAAAUAUCUUAGAUGACUUACAUUCUGCCCUCCAGAAGGCUCAGUACCAAUUGAUCAGCACUGUGAAGAGUUUGGGAAAUAUCCAUCCGGACAUAUAUGUUCAGAAGCUGUCUGGCAUUUUGAACUUAAGUGUUGAUAAGGUAGAAGAGCUGUUUACUAUUCUGAAAUCUCAAGAAAAGAUGGACAAGCUAUCCACAUGGGUCAGUGAUGUCUACACUGACGCCUUCAACAUUUUGUAUCAGAUCCUCAUGCAAAUUAAGGAUUUUAAGAUUAUUAUUGAGGAAUAUUACAUCUUUGUCAAAGCUAAAGUCCAGGAAAUCCUUACUGAUAUGUUAAAAAAACUGAAUGCUGACACAAAGCACUGGACUGACACUAUUGUGAGGUGCUUUGAUGACCUCCAGAACCAAGUCAGUGAAGCCUUUGAAAUUGUUACUAAGAAUGUUAAGUCUUAUGUGAAAGUAAAUGACAAGGAAAUAGACAUUUCCAUUCCUCUUCCAUUCACAUGGGAAGCCUUCAGUGGAGCCUUUGUCAACUAA
This is a messenger RNA of Colossoma macropomum (tambaqui), 9792 nucleotides long. RefSeq names its product apolipoprotein B-100-like. Gene Ontology annotation, biological process: lipoprotein transport; cholesterol transport; cholesterol homeostasis. The record is from RefSeq and is a predicted model, not a curated record. The transcript has 26 exons. The coding region runs from base 1 to 9792 and encodes 3263 amino acids. NCBI's taxonomy places the organism in Eukaryota, Metazoa, Chordata, Actinopteri, Characiformes, Serrasalmidae. Gene Ontology annotation, molecular function: low-density lipoprotein particle receptor binding; cholesterol transfer activity. Gene Ontology annotation, cellular component: mature chylomicron; low-density lipoprotein particle; very-low-density lipoprotein particle.